UCAACCGUUUGUUACUCACUCCUUCCCAGCUCUCUUAUCUCUCUCUCUCUCUCUAUCCCUUAAAAGAUUAGCCAAGGGAGACGGAGAAGAGAAGAGAAAAGAAAUGAAAUCUCUCUUCCAAAUCCAACCUCCUCUGACUUCAUCCACCACCAAAUUACCCAUCACUGAAGUUCCUCUAAAUCAACUCCAAAUUGGGUUCAACAAUAACAUUCCCAAGGUUGUUUCUUCUUCUUGCCAGUUUAUCAUUCGCAAGUCUCUUCCGUUUGCUGCUUCUGCUGCUUUGCUUCUCUCUGCAACUCCAGCUAGUGCCGGAUUUAUGUCUGGAAUUUCUGGGUUGGAAUCAGUUCCUGGUCCUGAGCUUCCUCAAAUUGACUUUCUUAACAAGUUCAAUGAAGAAAAUCAAAAGAAGUAUGCAGAAAAUGAUGCAAGAUUCCAAUCAUCUCCCAUACUUAAAGAGCUAUUAGAGCGAUCCAAACAGAACAAAGAAAAGAAUCGUCAAGCGAUACAAGACAAGUACUGCAUUCGAGGAGCAGAAUGGGGAGUUGGAGAUUGCUCAACUGAUGGAAUGUCACCAGCUGAAAGAGAUAAUUUCAUUGCUAUGCUGAAAGAGAAGGCCGGAAUCAAAGACUGAAGCCAUGCAGCAAUUCGAUCUACUCUCUCUUACUAUUAUUUUUUUUUGCAGCGUACACCCAAUAAUAUAUUAUUAUGAGGUUUUUGGUUGAUUAAUUAGUUAAUAAGAUUUUAUUAUUUAGUUACUUUUGGACGGGUGGAUGAAUUUAAAUGAACUCUUUUUCAUGUUA
Messenger RNA from Ricinus communis (castor bean), 800 nucleotides. RefSeq lists its product as uncharacterized. Lineage: Eukaryota; Viridiplantae; Streptophyta; Magnoliopsida; Malpighiales; Euphorbiaceae. The record is from RefSeq and is a predicted model, not a curated record. Bases 104 to 631 code for a protein of 175 amino acids. The transcript has 4 exons.